GAUCUCAGCGUUAUCUAAUGGCAGUAGGCAUUACAUCUUUCGUUUUGUAGUUACAAUCGAAGCCACAGUCACGGAUUAAGGCACAACCAUGUUGAAGUGUUUGAACGCCUGUAUGGCAGAGCUUUGCUGCUGCCCAAAGAAGCACAUCCUAGUGAUGAUGACAUUUUUCGCCAUCCUCAACCAGUACACUAUGCGCAUUUGUCUUCAUCUCGCCAUUACAGUGAUGACCGGCGACCGUAACGACACGAUGUCGGGUGUUUCCAUAGCGGACAAAGAUUUUUUCGAUUGGGACGAACACGAGCAGGGUAUCAUCUUGUCGGCGUUCUACUGGGGCUACACCUUGUCCCAUUUUGUGACCGCCUUCAUAGCGGACCGUUACUCGAAACAUCUUCUCGGACUGAGUGUUCUGAUUACGGCUGUGCUCACGAUUCUGACACCGCUUGCGAUUGAUGUUGGUGGAAAGUGGUUACUGAUUAUGGUGCGUGUCGUAGAGGGCAUAGGGGAAGGUGCGACUUUCCCGGUGCUGAGUGCCCUCAUUGCCCACUGGAUACCGGCUUCCCAACGUGGCUUCUACGGUUCGUUCGUGUUUAGCGGCUGUCAGAUUGGAGCGUUGGUUGGUGGCAUCGGUACCGGGUACUUUAUCGAAGCGCACAACACCUGGCGUACAACGUUCUACAUCUGGGGUGCACUCGCCAUCAUUUGGUACGUGUUUUGGCUGUUCAUUGGCUUCGAAAGUCCCGAAACGCAUCCGUACAUUAGCGAACAGGAGCGUGCCGAACUGGUGGAACAGCUGGCCGAAAGCCGCAAGAGCGUACACUCGUACCCAAUUCCUUGGAACAGCAUUCUUAGGUCUUGUCCGCUGUGGGGGCUGAUAGCGGGUCAGAUCGGGCAUGAUUGGGGCACCUAUCUGAUCAUUACCGAUCUGCCAAAGUACAUGAAAAGCAUCCUGCACGUCUCGGUGAGCGAUAAUGGGCUCGUCACCUACACACCCUUUUUCAGUAUGUGGCUGUUUUCGAUUUUUGGCGGCUGGUUGUGCGACGUACAGAUCCGGAAGGAUUGUAUGUCGCGCACGAGCGCACGCAAGCUGUGGACGACAAUCGGGUCGAUACUGCCCGCCUGCUUCAUGAUGGCUGCGUCUUACACGGGUCAGGAUAAGGUCAUGGUAGUAACGUACUUUGCACUGUGCGUUACCUUUCUCGGGGGAUUCUAUCCCGGCGUAAAGGUUAACACGAACGAUCUUAGUCCAAACUUUGCCGGUGUGCUGAUGGGCAUGGUUAAUGGAAUUGGUGCCAUUACGGGCAUUGUUACUCCUUAUUUGGCUGGCCUGUUAACUCCAAAUCAAACGUUAGAAGAGUGGCGCACAGUAUUUUGGAUAGCUUUUGCUGUCCUCAACAUAAGCAACGUGAUAUUCAUCUUGUUCGCUUCGGGCGAUAUUCAACCGUGGAACUAUCCCCGGCAGCCAGCCAAUAAUUGAACGUAAAGAAUGCAACGAAAAGGAAUGCGACGAAGAAAUGGAAUGGCUUAUUUCGCUUCGUAUGCAUUGUAUUAAAAUUAACCCUGUACCGUGUACCGCAGAGUGAGUAAAAAAGCGAAUUUUAUUUUGGAACUGCA
Messenger RNA from Anopheles arabiensis, 1611 nucleotides. Its product is annotated as sialin-like. Gene Ontology annotation, biological process: transmembrane transport; monoatomic anion transport. The transcript has 4 exons. Gene Ontology annotation, molecular function: transmembrane transporter activity. The record is from RefSeq and is a predicted model, not a curated record. NCBI's taxonomy places the organism in Eukaryota, Metazoa, Arthropoda, Insecta, Diptera, Culicidae. Bases 89 to 1474 code for a protein of 461 amino acids.